Perca flavescens (yellow perch) is the source of this 3834-nucleotide messenger RNA. RefSeq names its product programmed cell death 6 interacting protein (gene pdcd6ip). The record is from RefSeq and is a predicted model, not a curated record. Gene Ontology annotation, molecular function: protein binding. Gene Ontology annotation, cellular component: endosome. Gene Ontology annotation, biological process: mitotic cytokinesis. NCBI's taxonomy places the organism in Eukaryota, Metazoa, Chordata, Actinopteri, Perciformes, Percidae. The coding region runs from base 247 to 2913 and encodes 888 amino acids. The transcript has 18 exons.
UCGUAAAAAUAUUUGGGAAUACAGUAAUGCACAAUUAAAGCACAUUAUAAGCUGACAUGAUAAGGUCUAAACAUGUUCUCCUUUAAACAAUACCGAUUCUGCGCAGUGCGCCUCUCCGUUUCCCAUGACGUAAUUUGACGUUCCUUGUCAGAAUCCAGGAAGUGGGUAGCUCGCUGUUGUUUGUAUUUCGUUGGUCGUUAAUCGUCUCUGUUUUUCUGAUUUAAUAUAUCGCUUUUACGGGCCGAAAUGGCGACGUUUAUUUCAGUCCCGUUAAAAAAGUCCUCUGAGGUGGAUCUGACGAAACCGCUAUCGAAAUUUGUAACCGCCACAUACCCAGCGGGCGAGGAGCAGGGGGAGUAUAUCCGUGCCGUGGAGGAGUUGAACAAGCUCCGCAGGAACGCGCUGGGAAGGCCGCUGGACAAACAUGAGAGCUGCCUGGAGAUUCUGCUCAGAUACUAUGACCAACUGUGUGCUGUUGAGCCCAAGUUUCCUUUCUCUGAAAACCAGCUCUGCUUAACCUUCACAUGGAAGGAUGCCUUUGAUAAAGGAUCUCUGUUUGGAGGCUCAGUCAAGCUCGCUUUGGCCAGUUUGGGCUACGAGAAGACAUGUGUGUUGUUCAACGCAGCAGCACUGGCAAGUCAGAUCGCCUCAGAGCAGAACCUGGAUAACGAUGAGGGACUGAAGGCUGCUGCCAAGUACUAUCAGCUGGCCAGCGGAGCGUUUGGCCACAUCAAGGACACAGUGCUGUCAGCGCUAAACAGGGAGCCCACCAUGGACAUCUCCCCUGAGACUGUUGGUACCCUGAGCCUCAUCAUGCUGGCCCAGGCCCAGGAGGUCUUCUUCCUCAAAGCCACCUCAGAUAAGAUGAAAGAUGCUGUAAUCGCCAAGCUGGCCAAUCAGGCAGCAGAUUUCUACGGCGACGCCUUCAAGCAGUGCCAGUACAAAGACAACCUUCCCAAGUAUUUUUAUUUUCAGGAAGUGCUGCCGGUGCUGGCGGCCAAACACUGCAUCAUGCAAGCCAACGCUGAGCUGCAUCAGAGCAUCCUGGCCAAGCAGAAGAAGCGUUUUGGAGAGGAGAUCGCUCGCCUGCAGCACGCAGCAGAGUUGGUGAAGACGGUGGCGUCUCGUUACGACGAAUAUGUGAGCGUUAAGGACCUGAGUGAGAAGAUCAACCGAGCACUCACCGCAGCCAAAAAAGAUAAUGACUUUAUCUACCAUGACCGCGUGCCUGAGGUCAAGGAUUUGGAACACAUCGGCAAGGCAACGCUGGUCAAAGCCACCGCCAUCACACCUCCACUCAGCCAGAAAUUCACAGACUUGUUUGAGAAGAUGGUCCCCACGGCGGUGCAGCAGUCCAUGAGCAUUUACAGCCAGAGGAAGGCUGAGACUGUGAACAGACUGGUGGGAACGAUGAGGGAGGCCACCAAUCUCUGCAAUGGGGUCUUGGCUUCCCUAAACCUGCCGGCUGCUCUGGAGGACCUCUCAGGAGACUCUAUCCCACAAUCCAUUGCUGGGAAGGCCCGAGCCGUUGUGCAGCUGGGGGGACUGCAGAGCAUCGAGCAGCUGAUCAAAGACCUGCCUGAGCUUCUGACCCGCAACAGAGAGAUCCUGGACGAGUCUCUGAAGAUGCUGGACAAUGAAGAGACGACCGACAACGAGCUGAGAACUAAGUUCAACCAGCGCUGGAACAGAACCCCCUCUGGAGACCUCUACAAGCCCCUUCGUGCAGAGGGAACUAACUUCAGCAAUGUCUUGGACAAGGCCGUACAGGCAGACCAGGUGGUGAGGGAUCGCUACAACACCCACUGUGAGAUGAUCACCCUGCUGUGUAAACCAGAGAACGAGCUCAAUGCUGCCAUCCCCUCCGCCAACCCGACUAAGACACUGCAGGGCAGCGAGGUAGUGAACGUGCUGCGCUCCCAGCUUGUCCAGCUGGAUGAAAUGAAGAAGGAGAGGGAGACCCUAGAGGGAGAGAUCAAGGCUGUGACCUUUGACAUGUCGACCACCUUCCUGACGGCGCUUGCCCAGGACGGGGCCAUCAAUGAGGAGCAGCUGUCCCUCUCCCAGCUCGACCAGUUGUACGGCGCCUACAACCAGAGGGUACAGGCCACCAUCCGCACGCAGGAGGAGCUGCUGGGACAAGUUCAGACCUCCCACCAGGAGUUUAGCAGUCUGAAGCAGUCUAACACGGAGGCCAACCAGAGGGAGGAGGUCCUGAAGAAGCUGGCUUCGGCCCAUGACAGCUACGUUGAGAUCAGCAACAACCUGCGCGAAGGCACCAAGUUCUACAACGACUUGACAGAAAUCCUGCUUAAGUUCCAGAACAAAUGCAGCGACAUCGUUUUCGCUCGCAAGACAGAGCGGGAUGAGCUACUUAAGGACCUGCAGCAGAGCAUCGCCCGAGAGCCCAGUGCUCCAUCCUUCAACAUCCCUGCCUAUCAGAGCACCCCAGCUGCCCCCGCUGGUGGCCCAACCCCUGCCCCCAGGACCGUCUUUACCCAGCAGCCUCAACAUGCCCAGCAGGAGCCUCAGGCGAAACCCAUGCCCCCAGCCAGGCCUCCUCCACCGAGCUUCACCCCUCAGGCAGCCUCCACCAUUCCCACCAAUGCACCGGCCACUGGCCCUCCCAGCAGCAACCCACCACCUUUGGCCCCACCAUCCCAGGCCCAGGGACCACCUUACCCCAGCUAUCAAGGCUACCCAGGGUACUUCCAGAUGCCUAUGGGCUACAAUCCUUAUGCUUAUGGCCAGUACAACAUGCCCAACAUGCCCAACAUGCCCAACAUGCCCUACAUGCAAUACCAGCAGACUCCAGGACAGGGAGGCUACCCAGCAGCCCCUCCUGCCGGACAGCCCUACCCUGGCUACCCCCAGCAACCCCCUCAGCAGCAGCCCUACUACCCUCAGCAAUAACUCCUCUCUCCAUCCCCCUCAUUCCUCUUCUCACCAGUUAACACCAAAUAAAAAAUAGCCCCAGCAAUAACACUGCAUCUCCAUUAGCUCCUACUCCUCUCAUCUUUUUGUUUUCUCUCACUAACCGCAGCUAUAGAAACCCAAGUGAAGGGUAACCUCGAAGCUGCUUUGCACUUCUCUCUGAAAUACUUUAUUACUUUGUCACCCUUUAUUCCUUUCUCCUUUUCAUCUCACCCUCCCUUUUUCUGUCCUAGCUCAUGUGUGAUGGGUUCUGACCUUUCUUAAACUAUCUCAACUUUCACCAAUGCACUAACCCCCUCUUUUUUUUUUACGUACUCAUUUUCUAAUGGUUUUGUUGAUUGUUUAAUUUAAACCCAAACUGGUUUCCAUUGAUAACUGACUUUGUCUCGGCUGGACUGCUGUACAACACUCAUGGAGACGCACAGAAUCCUAGGAUUACUUUGUUUCCUGGUUUGGGUGUAUGUGUUGGGUGGGCGGAUGGUUGGUCAUUACUAGUCAUGCCACUGAUUGGAGGGCACAGCCACAUCCUAACUCCCCCACCCACUCAAUCAACCCCCAGUGCUUCUAUAUCAACUAUAUUCUUAUUUUUGUAAUGAAUACUGAUGCCUCUCUGAUGUAAAAACCUAUAAAAACGAAUGGCCUGUAGGUUUUCUAAUAUAGAUGAUGACUGUUGAGAGUUCUGCUCUUUUUCUUUCGCUCUUUUCUCUCUCACACCCAGGGAAUGUUGGUAUAUUUCUGUGUUACAAUCAGAGGCUAUACAAGUGGGAGAAAUGGCUCUAUUAUAUAAAUAUAUGUAUAAAUAAGACUGUGGUUAACCGAGACACUCUGUGUGCUGCACUUUCAUGCUCUUUGUGUUUAUUUUUCAGCUCUAAUGUGAUUAAAAACAUCAAAUGCCAGCCA